Elephantulus edwardii (Cape elephant shrew) is the source of this 3765-nucleotide messenger RNA. It is a transcript of the gene PLCG2, whose product is annotated as phospholipase C, gamma 2 (phosphatidylinositol-specific). The record is from RefSeq and is a predicted model, not a curated record. Gene Ontology annotation, molecular function: phosphatidylinositol-4,5-bisphosphate phospholipase C activity; protein binding. NCBI's taxonomy places the organism in Eukaryota, Metazoa, Chordata, Mammalia, Macroscelidea, Macroscelididae. The transcript has 33 exons. Gene Ontology annotation, biological process: phospholipid catabolic process; positive regulation of epithelial cell migration; phosphatidylinositol-mediated signaling.
AUGACGGCCGCGGUCAGUGUGGACGGUCUGCCCGAGUACGAGAAGAGCCAGAUCAAGAGGGCGCUGGAGCUGGGGACGGUCAUGACCGUGUUCAGCUUCCGCAAGUCCACGCCUGAGCGCAGGACCGUCCAGGUGAUCAUGGAGACGCAGCAGGUGGCUUGGAGCAAGACGGCCGACAAGAUCGAGGGCUUCUUGGACAUCAUGGAAAUCAAGGAGAUCCGCCCCGGGAAAGGCUCCAAGGACUUUGAGCGCGCAAAAACCGUCCGUCAGAAGGAGGACUGUUGCUUCACCAUCUUCUACGGGACCCAUUUUGUUCUCAGCACCCUCAGCUUGGCAGCGGACUCCAGGGAGGAUGCGGUCAAGUGGCUCUCGGGCUUGAAGAUCCUGCAGCAGGAAGUGAAGACGGCCUCCACACCCACGAUUAUCGAGAGUUGGCUGAGGAAGCAGAUUUAUUCUGUGGAUCAAACCAGAAGAAAUAGCAUCAGCCUCCGAGAGUUGAAGACCGUCUUGCCCAUGAUCAACUUCAAAGUGAGCAGCGCCAAGUUCCUCAAGGAUAAGUUUGUGGAAAUAGGCGCACACAGAGAGGAGCUCAGCUUUGAACAAUUCCAUCUCUUCUACAAAAAGCUCAUGUUUGAGCAGCAGAAGUCGAUUCUUGAUGAAUUCAAGAAAGAUUCUUUUGUCUUCAUCUUGGGGAACACCGACCGGCCAGAUGCCUCCGCGGUCCACCUGCACGACUUCCAGAGGUUUCUGUUACAUGAACAGCAGGAGCCUUGGGCUCAGGAUCUGAACAAGGUCCGAGAGCAGAUGACGAAGUUUAUCGACGACACAAUGAGGGAGACGGCCGAGCCCUUCUUGUUUGUGGACGAGUUCCUUACAUACCUGUUCUCGCGGGAAAACAGCAUCUGGGAUGAGAAGUAUGACGUGGUGGACAUGCAGGACAUGAACAACCCCUUGUCGCACUACUGGAUCUCCUCGUCACAUAACACGUACCUCACGGGUGACCAGCUGCGGAGCGAGUCGUCCACAGAGGCGUACGUCCGCUGCCUGCGAAUGGGCUGCCGCUGCAUUGAGCUGGACUGCUGGGACGGGCCAGACGGGAAGCCCAUCAUCUACCAUGGCUGGACGCGGACCACCAAGAUCAAGUUUGACGACGUCGUGCAGGCCAUCAAAGAGCACGCCUUUGCCACCUCAAGCUUCCCGGUGAUCCUGUCCAUUGAGCAGCACUGUGGCGUGGAGCAGCAGCGCUACAUGGCCAGGGUGUUCAAGGAGGUGCUGGACGACCUGCUGCUCACCAAGCCCACGGAGGCCAGCGCGGACCAGCUGCCCUCACCCAGCCAGCUCCGCGAGAAGAUCAUCAUCAAGCAUAAGAAGCUGGGCCCCCGCGGUGACGUGGACGUCAACAUGGAGGACAAGAAGGACGAGCAUAAGCAGCAGGGCGAGCUGUACAUGUGGGAUUCCAUCGACCAGAAAUGGACGAGGCACUACUGUGCCGUCGCCGAUGCCAAGCUGUCCUUUAGUGACGACAUUGAGCAGACGCUGGAGGAGGAGCCGCCCCAGGACACACCCCCCACGGAGCUGCACUUCGGGGAGAAGUGGUUCCACAAGAAGGUGGAGAAGAGGACCAGUGCCGAGAAGCUGCUGCAGGAGUACUGCGCCGAGGUGGGGGCCAAGGAUGGCACCUUCCUGGUGCGCGAGAGCGAGACCUUCCCCAAUGACUACACGCUGUCCUUCUGGCGGUCGGGCCGCGUCCAGCACUGCCGGAUCCGCUCCACCAUGGACGGCGGGACGCUCAAGUACUACCUGACGGACAACCUCAUGUUCAGCAGCAUCUACGCCCUCUCCCUCGCCUGACUGUGCCCUCACUGCCUGUCUCAGUGGUUUACUCUUACCCUCUGCCCCAGGUGGUAUUACGACAGUCUGAGCCGUGGGGAAGCGGAGGACAUGCUGAUGAGGGUCCCCCGGGAUGGGGCCUUCCUGAUCCGGAAGCGAGAAGGUGCCGACUCCUACGCCAUCACCUUCAGGGCCAGGGGCAAGGUGAAGCACUGUCGCAUCAACCGGGACGGCCGGCACUUGGUACUGGGGACCUCGGCCUACUUCGAGAGCCUGGUGGAGCUGGUCAGCUACUACGAGAAGCACGCGCUGUACCGUAAGAUGAGGCUGCGCUACCCCGUGACCCCCGAGCUGCUGGAGCGCUACAGCAUGGAAAGAGACAUAAACUCCCUGUAUGACGUCAGCAGGAUGUAUGUGGACCCGAGUGAAAUCAGCCCGACGAUGCCCCAGAGAACCGUGAAAGCGCUGUACGACUACAAAGCCAAGCGGAGCGACGAGCUGACCUUCUGCCGGGGCGCCCUCAUCCACAACGUGUCCAAGGAGCCCGGCGGCUGGUGGAAAGGUGACUAUGGGACCCGGAUCCAGCAGUACUUCCCAUCCAACUACGUUGAGGACAUUGCAACCGCUGAUGUUGAAGAGCUGGAGAAGCAGAUUAUUGAAGACAACCCCUUGGGGUCUCUGUGCAAAGGGAUCCUGGACCUCAAUACCUACAACGUCGUGAAAGCCCCCCAAGGGAAAAACCAAAAGCCUUUCGUCUUCAUCCUGGAGCCCAAGAAGCAGGGGGACCCGCCGGUGGAGUUCGCCACCGACAGGGUGGAGGAGCUGUUCGAGUGGUUCCAGAGCAUCCGGGAGAUCACCUGGAAGAUCGACACCAAGGAGAACAACAUGAAGUACUGGGAGAAGAACCAGUCGAUCGCCAUCGAGCUCUCCGACCUGGUGGUCUACUGCAAGCCCACCAGCAAGACCAAGGACAAUUUAGAAAACCCCGACUUCCGGGAGAUCCGCUCCUUCGUGGAGACCAAGGCCGACAGCAUCGUCAGACAGAAGCCCGUCGAGCUGCUCAAGUACAAUCAGAAGGGCCUGACCCGCGUCUACCCCAAGGGACAGAGGGUGGACUCUUCCAACUACGACCCCUUCCGCCUCUGGCUGUGUGGCUCCCAGAUGGUGGCGCUCAACUUCCAGACGCCAGAUAAAUACAUGCAGAUGAAUCACGCCCUGUUCUCCCUCAACGGGGGCACGGGCUACGUCCUGCAGCCGGAGAGCAUGAGGACGGACAGGUACGACCCAGUGCCACCCGAGCCCCAGAGGAAGAUCCUGAUGACUCUGACGGUCAAGGUCCUCGGUGCCCGGCACCUCCCCAAGCUCGGCCGGAGCAUCGCCUGCCCCUUUGUGGAGGUGGAGAUCUGUGGAGCCGAGUACGACAACAACAAGUUUAAGACGACUGUUGUGAAUGAUAAUGGCUUAAAUCCUGUGUGGGCUCCAACGCAAGAGAAAGUGACGUUUGAAAUCUACGACCCCAACCUCGCCUUCCUGCGCUUUGUGGUUUAUGAGGAAGACAUAUUCAGUGACCCCAACUUCCUCGCCCACGCCACUUACCCCAUCAAAGGGAUCCGUUCAGGAUUUAGGUCGGUUCCUCUCAAGAACGGGUACAGUGAAGACAUGGAACUGGCAUCCCUCCUGGUUUUCUGUGAAAUGAGACCAGUCCUGGAGAGCGAGGAGGAGCUUUACUCAUCCUGUCGCCAGCUGCGGAGGCGGCAGGAGGAGCUCAACAACCAGCUCUUCCUAUACGACACUCACCAGAACUUGCGCAAUGCGAACCGGGAUGCCCUGGUGAAAGAGUUCAAUGUCAACGAGAACCAGCUGCAGCUGUACCAGGAGAGGUGCAACCGCAGGUUGAGAGAGAAGAGAGUCAGCAACAGCAGGUUCUAUUCAUAG